UAUAAUAGGUUAAAUACAUAACGACCGUGUAUGAGUAGUUCAAAUACAUAAGUAUAAGUAAAGUCGAUCACGUUUUACAUCUCACCUUUUUCUUAUCAAUUUUAUUUGCCAACAGUUUCCGUUUCAGAUUGCGAACACGGGCUGCUCAUAAAAUUCAAAGAGCAAGGGAGAGGUCAAUCUAUUUCGUGUCAGUAAUAACCAUACAGUGUGAACAAAAUAAAUGUAUUAGUUAUGUUGUACAUAUUUCUAUCUGGACUUAUACUGUGUUUAGUAAGCACUCCUCAACCUGGGUUACUCCAAGUCGCCAUCAAUGAAGUUCCAGCGGAGACUGACGACGACAGAUUGAAUCAGGCUUUACUUUUAGUAGAUAUCCUAAAAUCAGAGUAUAUCAAACUGCUGCGAGAGCGGUCCGGAGGCGUGGGCGCCGCGGACGCCGUCACGGUGGAGCAGUCCACCUGCGCCACCACUGCGGCCGAGGGCGACGGCUCCACCGGCGGCGCUGGCGCAUUGCUUAACUCUACAGACAAACCAAAAACAGAAAUUACCAUUUCAAGUCCUAGGUCACUGGCCGAGAUACCGAGGGGACACCCGAACUACCCUACCUUGGUGUACACCGGCGCGCCCUCUGACGCGUGGGGCUGGCCGGUGCCAGGCACACCGGUUCCUCACAGGCGCUUCUAUGGAAUGAUGCCAGAGCCAGUACCACCUAUGUAUCCGAAUAUGCUCCCAUAUGGACGCCGAUUUUUUCAUCGUAACUUCCCGGAUUACUCAUAUUAUUAUGGACCUUAUAGAAGAAGCAAUAAUUAUAAUGAUAACCGUGAAGAAACGGCUACAGAAAUGAAAACAAGUACUGUUAGUAAGAAAACAGCCACUUCAACUAGGAAAGCUCCGAGGAAAACCAGCCAACUAUUCGCUGGUCGUCGACGUUCUAAUGCGCCACUGCGGAGAAGGAACUACCAUAAUCCACGCAGGGCAGACAACACAACACUCAUCGAAAAUUUGAAAAAUAUUACUCAAGGCCAUGCAAAUACAAGCUCAGAAACAAACAACACAACACUCAUCGAAAAUUUGAAAAAUAUUACUCAAGGCCAUGCAAAUACAAGCUCAGAAACAAACAACACAACACUCACGGCAGACAACACAACACUCAUCGAAAAUUUGAAAAAUAUUACUCAAGGCCGUGCAAAUGCAAGCUCAGAAACAAAUCCACUAGAUAAGGAAAAUAGUACAAUCGCAAAAACAACUACAACUACAACUAGUAGUACAAAAGCAAAUAGCACACAAACGAGCCACAAAACUAAAUCAAACAAAAUCAAACCGAAAGCUUCAACUCCGGUGACUAUAGACAAAUGGCCGGCUUUCCUAUUUAAAUCGACUUUACGGAUAUUUUUAGAAAGAAGCACUCCCUUGCCCAUACCCCUUCCAGAAAACAAUGCAUUUUGCUUUACAAAUCCCAGAAAUGCACUGUGUCGAUCUCCUUAACAUAUUGUUUUAAUUUAGAAUUACUUAUAAUUAUUAACAAAAAUGUUUUGUGAACAAGGGGCAUCCUUAAUUACUUAUUAGUCUUAUUACGUAUCUUGUAAAUAGCGAAAUAGUACAUUACAAGUGCGAAAAAAAGGGAAGUUCGAACUGAGUGGCUAUAAAUUAAAACACGACCGAAGGGAGGGAGGAUGUAUCGUACCGA
This is a messenger RNA of Leguminivora glycinivorella, 1684 nucleotides long. RefSeq lists its product as uncharacterized. The record is from RefSeq and is a predicted model, not a curated record. NCBI's taxonomy places the organism in Eukaryota, Metazoa, Arthropoda, Insecta, Lepidoptera, Tortricidae. Bases 232 to 1482 code for a protein of 416 amino acids. The transcript has 7 exons.